CUCAUCAUAGCAGCUUUUGAUCCAUGUAUAAUAUAGUAAGAAAACUCGAAUAUGUAUAUAUACAAUACCCACUUAAAAAAAUAAAUGAAUAAAUCAUGUAAAUUUUCAUUCUUAAAUACUUCGCUAUUAAGAAACCAGUCUACUAUUGUAUAUACAUACAUAUAUAUAGAUAUAUGUGUGUGUAUGUGUGUAUAAAGUAAUAAGACGAAAAAUCUUUGAAUUGAGUGUAUAUUAUGAAUAUAGGUAUAUCACGGCAUAAUUGGACAGUAUUGUAUGUCCAGUGCAAAUGAGUGGCUUAUACUGCACUUCUGCUCACCGAACCUCCCGGGAUAGUACACCUCAAUCAACCACCACCAACGGAUCUUUCUUUUCCAUCGCCUACAGACCCGUAGCCCCGACCAGCCAUGAGUGCCGAACAAAAGACCGUUGCCGUCAACAAGAUGAAGGCUCUCCACAUCGAGAAGCUUGUUCUCAACAUUUGCGUUGGUGAGUCUGGUGAUAGACUUACCCGUGCUGCCAAGGUCCUCGAGCAGUUGACCGGUCAGACUCCCGUCUACUCCAAGGCCCGUUACACCGUCCGUACCUUUGGUAUCCGUCGUAACGAGAAGAUCUCCGUUCACGUCACCGUCCGUGGUCCCAAGGCUGAGGAGAUCCUCGAGCGUGGUCUCAAGGUCAAGGAGUACGAGCUCCGUGCCCGCAACUUCUCUGAGACCGGUAACUUCGGUUUCGGUAUUGAUGAGCACAUUGACUUGGGUAUCAAGUACGAUCCUUCCAUCGGUAUUUACGGUAUGGACUACUACAUCGUCAUGGGCCGUCCCGGUAACCGUGUCGCUCGCCGCAAGCACUGCAAGUCCAAGGUUGGCGCCACCCACCGUAUCAAGAAGGAGGAGUCUGUCGAAUGGUUCAAGACCCGCUUCGAUGGUGUUGUCAGCAACAAGUAAAUUUCUUGCCAUUUGUUCGAAUGUUUUACUAUUUUUUUUGCAUAAUAAAGUGUAGUUAAAGCAACUUUUAUUCGUAAAUG
Molecule: messenger RNA, 1021 nt
Organism: Phycomyces blakesleeanus NRRL 1555(-)
Lineage: Eukaryota; Fungi; Mucoromycota; Mucoromycetes; Mucorales; Phycomycetaceae
Exons: 4
Coding region: 405-941 (178 amino acids)
Biological process (GO): translation
Cellular component (GO): ribosome; cytosolic large ribosomal subunit
Molecular function (GO): RNA binding; structural constituent of ribosome
Source: RefSeq, a predicted model, not a curated record